Molecule: messenger RNA, 987 nt
Organism: Punica granatum (pomegranate)
Lineage: Eukaryota; Viridiplantae; Streptophyta; Magnoliopsida; Myrtales; Lythraceae
Source: RefSeq, a predicted model, not a curated record
CGCUUCCAAGUUCUGCCACUUGAAGCGCAGCUGAACACUGAGCAUCGCUGGAGUUGGAGAGGUGAGCGGCUAUCUCAUGUGGGCGGCUCUACGAUCACGACUCCUGCAACCGUCUCCUCCAUCUCUUCUCAAUCAGCAAUGGAAGCUAGGGUUUGCAGGGCUGGGGCGCUGCCUCUCCACCUCGGGCGCUGAAAGCGUCGGCGACAGGGGGUUGCUGGACCUGCAGGAGGUGGAGAAGGUGCUGAGCGACGUCAAGGCAGAUGACGUGAGGGUGAUACCGGCUGGGAAGCACUUCGACUGGGCCGAUUACAUGGUGGUGGCCACCGGCAGGUCUACAUGGCACGUCAAGAACAUCGCCCAGGCCCUGAUUUAUAAGGCCAAGCAAAAGCAGAAAGGAGCUCGGCACAUAAUACUACCGAGUGUGGAGGGUCAAGACAGUGGCAAGUGGAUCGUUGUCGACUCAGGCAAAGUAAUAGUUCAUGCCCUUGACGAGAAGGCUAGAGCUUACUAUGACUUGGAAAAUCUUUGGACAGCCGAGCCCCCACAAAAGGAAUCAAAACAGGAUUUGGAUAAAGCUUUUGUGAAGAUUCGGCCCAAGAACAACUCCAAGAAACCAGCUAAAAUCUCCACUUAAGAUCUUCUGGUUCUGCCCGUGAAAGAAGUAAACACUGGCUGGCUUGUUCAAGCCUUUGUACAAUAUGUAACUUGACAAGGUCUUGGCCCGAAUUAUCAUCCUCUGUUUCAUUUCUUCCUAAAAUCUACGGGUUUUUCAGUUUUUGUUCGUUCCUUAAGGGAUCCUAGAGAAUGAUUUUGUCAAUUGUGAUUUCCUAAGAAUGAAUAAUCAUGAGAAGGUUUUGAUGCAAUCUUCUCAGUGCUUGGAAAAGUUUCCUGCUAUCAACCUUCUCGGGAAAUCAAUACACUUUUGAAUUCUUGAUUUACAUCAUAGAAUUUAUGUUUCCACUCUGCAAUGAAUUAAUGAAUUGCUUA